Messenger RNA from Vanrija pseudolonga, 1764 nucleotides. RefSeq lists its product as uncharacterized. Lineage: Eukaryota; Fungi; Basidiomycota; Tremellomycetes; Trichosporonales; Trichosporonaceae. The coding region runs from base 1 to 1764 and encodes 587 amino acids. The record is from RefSeq and is a predicted model, not a curated record. The transcript has a single exon.
AUGUUCCGCCUCCCGUCCCUCAAGCGGCGCUUCUUCCCACGCCACAAGCCAGGCGUGAUAACGCUCUCGCCGCCGCCAACGCCGCCGCGCACACCGAGCCCGGGCGACGCCCGCUCGUCAUCCAUAAUGGGCGUGUAUGCCGUGUCCUGGGACACGGGGCGCUCCACAACCACCGCCGAGUCGCACUCGCACCCGCACUCGCCGCCGCUCUUCGCGCCCACGCGGCUGGUGGACACGAUUCUCGAGGACGACGAGCGGGAGGGCGAGCGUGAGCCGCUCGUCGUCGCCGACGAGGACGAGGACGAGGAUUCACUCAGCGAGAGUGGCGACGCCGACAGCGACGGCGACGACGCAGACGAAGACAUCGUCUCCGAGUGGUCGUUUGGCCACGCGCCAGACGACGACAGUGUGCCGACCGAGACGGCCAACGGGCUCCUCAUUGCGCCGAACACGCGCAGGGACGUGCCGACCGAGACGGACAACGGGAUCCUCAUCGCGCCUGCCGCUCCUCCUCGCCGUGAGGUGCCAGUGGCGACAGAGACGGCGGCGGGCAUCCUCGUCGUGCGGCGCGAGCGCGAGCCCGAGCCGGCGAGCGACGCAGAGAGCGCGUACGAGGACGCCGUUGAGCAUCCCAUGCUCCCGCCGCUCGUGCUCCCGCCGCUCGUGUUCACCCCGCUCCCGCCGCUACCCACUACGCCUCCAUCGCGGUCGCCCACCAGCCCCGCCGCUGGCAGGCCACUCACGCCGGCCGAGGUGCCGCGCCGCGCGUCGUCGCUGCACGCGUCGUCGCCGACGGGCACGCGCGCGCCGUCCCCGAGCUCCACACGCGCGACGUACCGCGAGGUCGUGCCCACCCAGCAGCGGGGCAAGGCGGCGCAGUCCCGCCCGUCCGUGCUGAAGCGUCUUGCCACGCGCGCAGACGACGCGCCGCCCCUCCCCGUCGUGGACAACGACGACAUGCUCGCGCUUGGCGGCCUCCGCCCCCAGCGCAGGCGGAGCAAGCGCAAGCCCGUGCCGUACGCUGCCGACGAGCACGCGACGCUCCCGUCCGACCACGUGAGCUGGGUGCAGGCUUUGCGUGCGGAGCCGGACGACACGCGGGCGCAGGUACUCGCCGCGUGCGACGACGACAGCGGCACGCUCGCGCAGCUGAACGCGCGGCUGGACGCGCUCCUCGCGCCGCCCGAGCGGCCGGUGUCGCUCGUCGAUCUCGUGGCGCCGGACGCAGACGAAGCCGUCCUGCGCAUGCGCCUCCGCGCGCGCCUCGAGCUCGGCGACGCGGCGCCGCCAACAAUCGCGGCGUACCGUACCCUCGCUACCGCUGAGGCGGGGCACGCGGCCCAGGUGGCGUGGUUUGUCGAGGAGCGCGGCGCGAUGAAGCGCGCCCUGGACAAGAGCUACGCCGCGUGGGAGACCGAGCGGGACCUGCACCUCCGCACGCUGCUGCGCGAGCUGCGGCUGCGGCGCAAGGCGCACGCGCUGGAAGCUGAGCUUGCGGCUGUCAAGGCUGGGAGCGGGCAGGCCGAGGGGGGUGAGCAGGCCGUGCGUGACUGGCUUGAGGACGUCGAGGCGAGUCGUAGGGAGCCUGCACCCACCGUGCCCCUCCAGACUCCUGCCGAGGCCGUCGACCGCGCCAACUCGUCCAUCGUCCAGCUUGUCGACUGGGUCGACAGGCUCAAGGUUGAGAACCGCGGGCUGCGGGCGCGUCUGGCCUUCGGACCGGGCGUCGACUACAAUGUCGACUACAACUGGCCCUCAGAGUAG